CUUAUUUCCACAAUGUACUAUGUAUGUAACUAACUGUCAAGGGUUGAAAGCAAAUAACGUAAUGCUCAUAAGGAAAACUAACAGCGAAAAACUCUAUGGAAAAUAUCUCUGUGAGACAAGUGUGCAUUUGUAUAUUAGAAUAAUAACGGUUGAUGUGGAGAAUUUGUGAAAUUUGUAAUUAUUAGCAAAAAAGAAAAGCAAAUCAUUACCGUUAGUACCGUUCAAAAACAGUUCAUUAAAUAAAAUUGUGUAAAUUAAAAGUAAAAGUUACUACAUUCGCCUUAUAAAUCGUAUGUGUCUUAUAACUAGAAAAGGCUAACCAUCUAUCAAGUCCUCAAGCAGAAAUGUCAUAAAUGAUGAAAGUGCUUAUGACUCGACAGCUGAAAACAGAGACCAUCCUGCACACCGUGAUGAAGAACAAAUAUUCCCACAACAUUCUGGUAGUCAAAAUAGAUCGAAUGCAUUAAAACGUUCUGCAACCUUACCUGCAAAAAAUAACCGCUUACCACUGCGCAAUCGUGUCACUUUUCGAGUGCCGAAUAAUUGCAGACAACAAUUAAAUCAAAGAUACCUAAAUCCACCACAACAUCCUGCUAGAUUGAACAACAAUCAAGAUACUAACGGACAACAAUAUUCUAACAAUCAACAGAGUGCUGAUAUUUGUAAUAAUCCAUCCUUAGUUGCUAAAAUGACUUCGGAAGAUCUACUACAGCCUGGACAUGUCGUUAAAGAGCGAUGGAAGGUGGUUCGCAAAAUUGGUGGUGGAGGAUUUGGAGAGAUUUAUGAAGGUCAAGAUCUCAUUACACGCGAACAAGUAGCAUUGAAAGUGGAAUCAGCACGACAACCUAAGCAGGUACUUAAAAUGGAAGUAGCGGUACUUAAAAAAUUGCAAGGAAAAGAACAUGUGUGCCGUUUCAUAGGAUGUGGUCGUAAUGAUCGUUUCAAUUAUGUUGUAAUGCAAUUACAAGGCAAAAAUUUGGCCGAGUUAAGACGCGCUCAGCCUAGGGGAGCAUUUUCUUUAAGUACUACUUUGCGGCUAGGUCUGCAAAUACUGAAAGCAAUAGAAUCUAUACAUUCGGUUGGAUUUUUACAUCGUGAUAUUAAGCCGAGUAACUUCUCAAUUGGACGUUUACCAUACAACUGUCGUCGUGUUUAUAUGCUAGACUUUGGUUUAGCGAGGCAAUAUACAACUGGUACAGGAGAGGUUAGAUGUCCACGUGUUGCGGCAGGCUUUCGCGGUACAGUUCGUUAUGCCUCAAUAAAUGCUCACAGAAAUCGAGAAAUGGGACGACAUGAUGAUCUUUGGUCCCUUUUUUAUAUGCUAGUCGAAUUUGUUAAUGGUCAACUUCCAUGGAGAAAAAUCAAAGACAAGGAACAAGUAGGUCUAACCAAGGAAAAAUAUGAUCAUCGCAUUCUACUGAAACAUUUGCCUUCCGAUUUAAAACAAUUCUUGGAACAUAUCCAAUCCUUAACCUAUGCUGAUCGUCCUGAUUAUGCGAUGCUUAUUGGCUUAUUUGAACGUUGUAUGAAACGUCGUGGUGUCAAAGAAUCAGAUCCAUAUGAUUGGGAAAAGGUUGAUGCAACAGGUAAUUCAACCACAGCAACCAACAUUACUUGCAGUCAAUCAAAUCAAAUUAAUCACGCUCAAGUAAAAAAUGAAUAUGUCCAUGGCAAUAUAACGCAAAUGACGGUUGUAGCGUCCAACGCAAGUGGUACUGAAUAUCUGCGUAGAAGAAAUGAUGUUGAUUCAGCACAAGUUGCUAGUGCUGAACUCCUUCACGUUAAGGAUAAGGUUGUGGAUAAAAAUUGCAAUAACACUUCACCGCAGGCUGAAAAUAAUUUUCAAAAUCUUAAUAGUAGUAAUCAAAAUAACUCCAAUAAGGUUCCAGCAAUAACAACAUGUGGAGGUGGUGGAGGGGGAAGCGUACGCAACACCAACAUUAAAGAACAACAACAACCAAGUCAAAUGAUGAUAAUGCAUGGUCAGACUGAAAAUGCUGCUGUGACGCAACAUGCUGGCGUUACACCGGUUUUAUUAAAAACCACCGUAUUGGCUGCAAGUUAUAGGUCGGAACCGAAUAAACAACAACAUAAUAUAUUUCAAAAUAAACACGCAAAUCCACAACAAACUGUUUUAACCUCCAAAAAAGCAGUAACAUCACCCCUAAACCAAAAUAACUCUGCGCCGCUUCACCACAUUAGUAGUCAAAAUGUUGUAAUGGAUGGUAUGAUGAUGGGCGAGGAUGGCACAACUUCUACAUCUUUGAAUGGAGGCGGUGGGCGAUUACGAAAAGUAAAUACUAGUAAAAUCGCUGCUGAUGAUUUGAAAUCUGCUAAUAUCAGUUUCGGAGAUAAUCAACAAAAUAUAGAGCUAGGCAGCGGAAUGGGUGGAGUUGGCGGAGGAGGAAAUUCAAUGAAUGUUAAGAAAAAUACACAAAUUCCUAGUGGCAUUGGUCAGGAUGGAAAUGGUGGCGCAAAAUCGGCACAACAAGAAAAACCAUCCACAAAUGCUUCAAAUAAACGCUGUUGUGCAUCUAAUACAAAUGUUGCGGCAGCGGUCGCGGAACAGCCCAAAAAUACGUUUAUAAGUCGGUUACAAAUUGCAACUAACAUAGUGAAUCCGCAAGAAGGUAAUGAAAUUAACUGUGCUCUUGAAUCGGAAUACGAGCCUACUGCUUUUUCAUUAGAAGUGGCAAAUCGUGUUUCACAACCUUCAUCAAUAAGUAAAAACCAUUGUGCUAUUGAAGUCAAUAAUUCGGUGGCUACCACAGCUCCUGCUACAGUUCCUGCUCCACCACUUGCCCGUCGUUCUUAUACUUCAACCAAUCUGAGGCCAUCUUCCGUGGCAGGAUCAACACAACGUCUCAAUAGUAGUGUUUGUGGUGCUGGUACAGCCACUAUAGCUACAGCUAGAGGUAGUGCAGGGGGCGGGGAUCAUUCAAUUACGCAGUUUGCCCUCAUUGAUGAUGAGAAUGUAUCUGCUCUGCAACAGGUCACUAAAGGCGGUGGUGCCUUAACUUUGGCUAGUCAAUGGAAAAGUCAAUUUGACGAUUCUGAAGAUACAACCGAUAACGAAUGGAAGCAGGAAGCGCAGAAUCCUGUACAAAAAGCUAAAUUAAGUUUCAUCUCGCUGUCUCACCCAAAUUUAUCCGACGUAUCUUUAAUACAACAUCAAAAAGAACAACAAUAUUGUAUGGACGGCAUUCACCUGAUACCAUCCCAAAACCAAACCGAUAGUGUAGAACCCGUUAUAAAAAAAGACCAAUUCAGUAGUAAUGGAAUUGAGCAUGCCAAUGAAGAUCAACUACAAUUAAAUUCUUCCUGCACUGCUUUAAAAUUUAAUGCAGCAAAAUCUUCUAGUCCUCCUCUUAUAACUCCUUGUCAUAAUCCAAAGAAGUACAAUUUAAAUAUUGCUGGUAUAGAAAACUAUGCUCAAAUACAGGCCUCAAUACCGCAAUGCUGGUCCGAACCGGCCAUGGGUAAUGCUUUGCGUAGAGACUUAGAACCACCCAUAGUCCAACAAGCAGCAUUUGAUAAUAUUGUUUAUCGCAUGGAUAUAACACGCAAUGUAUGUGUUAGGGAAGUAUUUUCAGAAGCCGCUGCCACAAAUAUAGUGCCGCCAGAAACUACUUUAAACACGGGAUUAUUUAAUAAUUCAAUACACAAUCCAACUGCUGAAGUAGAUGUUCUGGCAGCAAGUGAUGUCCCAAAUUCAAGCAAUAUAGUGACAGGGAACAAAGCUGAUCUCACUAAUUUGGCCAUAAGUAAACAUCGCAAUAGUUUACCUAACGUAGCAUUACCAAACCUUCUCAACAAUAGUGGUGGUGUUGUCAGUGGCGAUGGAGUCGUCGUUGGAGAUUCCUGUGUCCCCCUGAAAGACAAAAUUAAUACAAACGUUGAUAUGGAUACUCAAAAAUGCGUUACAACAAAUACGAUAUUACCUUCUGCCUCUAUACAAUAUGCAACCAACUCAAACGAAGAUGUACCAACACAUCAUCAAAAUAGUGGUUUAGAAUCAGGCAUCGGAGCCGCACAACAAGACGAGGGCUGUAUAAGUGGACGCUUAGAAAUACGUGUGAUACCUAAUGAAUCAACUUCUCAAAAUGAUGUGAUCUACUACGGUUCCGCCGCAAUCCAAAAAUCUCCCAGUCAACAAGUUAUACUGGUAAAUGCAAUACGAAAUGAUGACGAUAAUGAAGAUGAUGUGGCUGUUUCACUAAACCAAAGAGAUAUAAAGGAUGAAGCCAAGAAUGACGCGUGUGAUGUUAGUAGGGAAAAAUUAAAUGAUAUAUUCAAAAAUUCACCCGAGGAGAGAAAAACUACAAGGGAGGAGUUCGAAGAUGUAGGUGAUGCCGUAAUAGAAGCGGAUAAAAAUGAUAUUAAGUCAGGUGAUGAUUUCAAUAAAGUGACAGAAAUGUACAUUAAAAAUGAGGCUGCUGGAGCUAACACCACCGGUUCAUGCAAUCAAAAUGUUUCCACAACUAACGUGCCCGUAGGUGGUAGCACCGCUAUUAGCAAAAUACCCAUAUUACAAUCUAAUCUCCGUCAAGCUAAAUGUGCUUCGUGGGCCGGUGGUGAGUUGACAACUCAACAAGUCCAUUCACAACUUACAAGAAACAGCAGCCAGGGAAAACAAACAUUUAAUGCAGCAGAUAUUGAUAAUUUUAAUGAACCUGCUUUGCCUACUCAUUCUAACUCUUCCUCUAGUUGCAAUAAACAAAAUGUUGCAGAUAAGCCUGAUGGUGUUGUAUUUCAAAACCCUGAUAUAACGGAUCUAACACCAGCUAUGAGGCGUCGCAGAGAAACAACUGAUAAAUAUGUAACGGAUCCUUCGCAAUUACAAUUACGCUUUGCUCGUCCGCGUUCCAGAAAUGCCAGUAGAACACGAGGAGUGCCUACUACUUUAUUAGGACAAUUCGAUGAUAACUCAACAGAUACAUCAGAUGAUCAACAACAAAUUGCAGCCAAUCGUAGAAAGUCUGCUAUUAAAACAAAUACAAAAUCUGGGGGAUCGAGUGGUGGAAUUGGCUUAAAUGAAACCGACAAAAUUGAAUCCCCUAAUGGAUGUACAGAAAAUGAGAUGUUACUUUUUAAUUUGGUUAAAGAUUUUGAAAAAAUAGAACAUUCUGGAACAACAAUACGUAAUGAUAUUACUCCACCACCUGGUGCACCCAAAAUAGAAAAUACAGCACGUUUAAGACGUUAUAGACAUAAUGUAGAUUAAUUUAUGUAUUUUUGAAUAAAUUAUUUAAUAAUAUAUAUUUAUAUACAUAUAUAUUUUUUUACUACUAGCGUCACUACCUACUUGUACUUGCACUCAGCCUUACUUCUCCAAAAAACUUGUGUAUUAAUUAUAACUUCUCGAAGGCAAACAGACCACUACAUAGCCAGUAUACAUACAUAUAUGUACAUAUUUGCUAGGGUUCUAUAAGCCGACUUUCGAAUAAACGACAAUUAAUUCUUUAUUGAAAAACUUUGAAAAGUUAAAAUCGACUUUGUAUCUAAUUAAUCGAAUAAUCAAAAAAAAAAAAAAAAUAAUAAAAAAAUUGAAAAAAUGUAUAUCAUUUGUAUAUUUUAGCGUUAAAAAACCAUUAUAAAAAAAUUACAAUUCAUUGUUUUUUAAUGAAAAAUCCUCAUGAUUGUCGAAAUGGAGUCUUCUUCAAAACGGAAAAUAUAAUUCUUAUUAACGGAACAAUAUUAAUAGAGUUAAUUUUCAUUUUAAUAUGAAUAAUAUUUGGUUCAGCGAUCUGUUUUAAUUUACUUUACUUAAGUUACUUUCUAAUAACUAUCAAAACUAAACAAUAAUUUUUGAUAUGAUAAUUAUUUUCAGAACUCUAUUAAAAAAAUUUCUAACUUAAUUCAUUAACAAUUAAAGGUCUGAGCUUCCUUUCAAAUUAGCAGUCAUUACGACAGAUAUACAUCGUCAUACAGUAAUUUUUAACUUUUAAUUUUUUAAAUUUAGUUUAAUCAAAUUUAAUUUUAUUUUAAUUAUAAACUUCUUAAAAAACGUAACUAUUGCACAGUAGUGAAUAAUAAAUGUUUUCUAACUGGCAUUUUCUAAUGAUACUUGUUAGACUUAACAGAGAUAUUUUGGAAAAAGGACCGUACAGACUAAUAUCAGAUAAAAUAUGGCUG
Lucilia sericata (common green bottle fly) is the source of this 6135-nucleotide messenger RNA. RefSeq names its product tau-tubulin kinase homolog Asator (gene Asator). NCBI's taxonomy places the organism in Eukaryota, Metazoa, Arthropoda, Insecta, Diptera, Calliphoridae. Gene Ontology annotation, molecular function: protein serine/threonine kinase activity; ATP binding. Gene Ontology annotation, biological process: signal transduction; peptidyl-serine phosphorylation. The record is from RefSeq and is a predicted model, not a curated record. Gene Ontology annotation, cellular component: nucleus; cytoplasm. The transcript has 15 exons. The coding region runs from base 689 to 5224 and encodes 1511 amino acids.